UGUGGGUCACAUCAACAAUAUUUCCCUCAUGGAGAUACAUGUGCAAGUCUAAGUUGGCAAUGUGUGUGUUUAAAAUAGGCGAGUAAGCGUUUUCUUCCCAUCGUUCUUUACGUUGGACGAUUGUUUCACAGCAACCGUAGUUCAACAACGUUAGCUUGUUAGCCCAGCGGAGCAUUUUGAAAGAAGGUUAGCGGGUUGAAGUCAUCGCUAUUCAGCUCACAGACAACAUCUUGAGUUUAAUUUGUAGAGAUGAAGGGAAAAUGGAAGCAGAACAGCAAAAAGAAGAAGGGAAAUGCGGUGUUACAGAAGUACAUGGUGGCCGUGGAUGAGUUUAUUAAGAGCAAAGGAGGCACUGAAGAAGUGGAGAAUGAUCAUAGCAUGAGAUUUGUAAAAAGGAAAAGCAGGAAGGAGCUACGCAAAGAAAAGCGGAAAAUGAAAAAAGCCAAAAUGAAAAGUCAUUAUGAGGGUAAAAAGACUGUCAGUUUACUACUCGAUGAAGGUGAAAAGUCUGAAAUACCAGCUGAUAAACAGCAACAGAAGAAGAAGAAGAAAAUGGAGAAAGCAAAGAAAGAAGUGUCAAAAGCACAUUCAGGCAAGUCCACAGGUGAUCCUACUGAGAAAACAGACAACUCUAAAUCACUAUCAUCUUCCAAGAAAGGAAAGAAAACAAGUAAGCUUCAAGAAUCAAGAAAAAUGGCACUUCUGGAGGCAAAUGAAGCUGAGGAUAGGGAAAUAAAGAAACUAGAGCGGUGUCUGGGAUUAAACAAGAGAAAAAACAAGAAAAGUCUCCCUCAGUCCUUUGUGGCCGAUGGACUUGAUUACGUUCUUGGUGUGCUUGACCCUGGGUCUUCGGCUGUGGGGAUGUAUGGUGAUGAUGAUGACAUGGACAUGGCUAAGGAGAACUUUGAAAAGCUUGAUGAGGAUGAAGACCCUGGAGAUGAGAUGGCGAGUGAUGGUAGUAUUGAGGAUAUGGGUUCGUCUGACGAUGAAAAUGAGUUGGACGAGAAUGACGACGAUGAUGAUGAUGAUGAUGAUGAUAAUGAAAUGGCUGAUGAGGAAGAGGAAAUGGAGGGUGAGCCGAGUGACUUGGAUGAGAAUGACGAUGACGAUGAAAUGGUUGGUGAGGAGGAGGAGGACGAGGACGAAAUUGAGGAUGACCAGGAUGUACUGGAUGAGAGUAAUGAAACUGACUCAGAUGAUGAAAAUGAAGUUGAAGCAAAGGAUAUAGCAGACACACCUGACACAAAGACAUGCGGCUCAAAGUCAGAAACUGUCAACCCCGUAACAGGUAAGUAUGUGCCGCCUCACUUGCGAAGUGCUGGAGAUGAUAAACGCAAAGCAGAGCUUGAAAAACUGAAGAGGAAUGUGAAAGGCCUGGUGAACAGGCUGAGUGAGCCCAACAUGGCGUCCAUCAGUGGUCAGCUGGAGGAGCUGUACAUGAGCUGCAGCAGGAAGGACAUGAAUGACACGCUAACGGAGGUGCUGCUAGCAGCCUGCGUCACUCCAGCUCUGAUGCCUGACAGACUACUGAUGGAACAUGUCCUGCUUGUCAGCAUCCUCCAUCAUGCCGUUGGGUUAGAGGUUGGAGCCCAUUUUCUUGAGACGGUCGUGCGAAAGCUUGACGAGGUGUACAGGAACCCUACUGAAGGCAAGGAGUGCGACAACCUGGUCGCCAUUGUGGGCCACCUCUAUAACUUCCAGGUGGUCCAUUCUCUCCUCAUCUUUGACAUCCUAAAACUUUUUAUUGGAGCCUUUACAGAGAAAGAUGUCGAACUGGUUCUGUUUGUGCUGAGGAAUGUCGGCUUUGCCCUGAGGAAGGACGACGCUCUGGCUCUUAAGGAGCUCAUCUCUGAAGGCCAACGCAAGGCCAGCAAAAUGGGACCGAAGUUUCAGGAUGAGACGAGAGUGCGUUUCAUGCUGGAAACCAUGCUGGCUUUGAAGAACAAUGAUAUGCGCAAGAUCCCAGGCUAUGAUCCUGAGCCUGUGGAAAGACUGAGGAAGUUGCAGAGGACUCUGAUCCAUCGGAGUGCGGCAGGCAAUGACAUGAAACUGAGGGUCUCUCUUGACAGCCUGCUGGCAGCAGAGCAAGUGGGCCGCUGGUGGAUCGUAGGCUCAUCGUGGAGUGGAGCGCCCAUGAUCGCCGAACAAGGGAACGCAAGCUCAAAACCGAGUACUGCUGAAGGACAGUUUAGUGCAAAAGUCUUGGAGCUGGCCAGGAAACAGAGGAUGAACACUGAGGUUAGAAGAAACAUCUUCUGUGUGAUUAUGACCAGUGAGGACUACUUGGAUGCAUUCGAGAAACUGCUCAGGAUGGGCCUGAAGGACAAGCAGGAGAGAGAGAUUGUUCAUGUUCUGAUGGACUGCUGUCUGCAGGAGAAAACCUUCAAUGCCUAUUACGCCGUACUGGGAGAGAAAUUCUGCACACAAGAUCGCCGCUUCCAGAUGACUUUCCAGUUCAGCCUAUGGGACAAGUUCAGGGAGCUGUCCAACCUUCCCAGCAGUGGCUUUAACAACCUGGUCCAGCUGGUUACCCGCUUCCUUCAGAGGAAGUGCCUUUCACUGUCCAUACUCAAGGUAAUAGAGUUUGGGGAACUAGAUAAGGCCACAGUGCGCUUCUUGCGUCAGGUACUGACCAAACUGCUAAAAGAGGCUGACCCUGAGGACUUAGCCAGCAUAUUUGGGAGGAUUUCAGGAAUCCCCAAGCUAGGAAUGCUGCGGGAGGGCUUGAAGCUUUUCAUCAGCCACUUUCUGCUGAAGAAUGCCCAGUCCCAGGGACCAGCUGAGCAAGCAGCGCUGCUGUCAGAGCGCGCCCAGGUCGCCACCAAAGCUAUGGAGGCCAAAGAGGCCAAGCUCAAACUGUAAAACCCACACAAUGACCCACACACACACACACACACGGGAAAGCCAGCAGCCGCACAGACAGCAGAACUGUGGAACAGAGGAAGGCUUGUUAGUUGGACUGUCUUAUACCUGAAGUUUUCUUUAAAUAAGAAUAAAUAUGUUUUGAUAUUAAAUUAAUGUUUUGGCUUUGAGGGGUCCUUGUAAAUGAUGUUUACCGUGACGAUUUUUGAAUCUUGGUGAUACCGAGUCCUUUCAGGAUACACCAGUCUUUGCAUUAUGUGUGUUAUUUUAAUGCAGUGCAUAUUGGCUCUGCUUCAUUGUUUUGCUGCAAAUAACUGCAGAAUAUAUAAACUUUGAUAGUUUAUAUAUUUCUUUUUCAAAAUAUUUUGUCCGUCCUUGUACAUUUGUUAAUAAAACAGGGGCAAAAUAUGUG
Messenger RNA from Scatophagus argus, 3274 nucleotides. RefSeq names its product nucleolar protein with MIF4G domain 1 (gene nom1). Gene Ontology annotation, cellular component: nucleolus. The record is from RefSeq and is a predicted model, not a curated record. Gene Ontology annotation, biological process: ribosomal small subunit biogenesis. Gene Ontology annotation, molecular function: protein binding; RNA binding. The transcript has 11 exons. The coding region runs from base 250 to 2862 and encodes 870 amino acids. Lineage: Eukaryota; Metazoa; Chordata; Actinopteri; Scatophagidae.